Ostertagia ostertagi is the source of this 1116-nucleotide messenger RNA. The record is from the annotation of a GenBank genome assembly. Lineage: Eukaryota; Metazoa; Nematoda; Chromadorea; Rhabditida; Trichostrongylidae.
AUGACGGCCGUUUCGGCGAAACCAUGGUCCAACCUUGAACACUGGACUCUUUUUACCAUUUACAAAGGAAAUUCAGAUGAAGAAUGGCACAUGCGUGCUGCAGAAUGCAUGGAAGCGACACGAAAUAAACGUAUCGAGAGGAGACCUAAAGGAUUCUACACUCCAGCGAAGUGCAAAGAAGAAUUCAACAGGGUAAUGGCUGAGCCUUGUCCAUUUGAUGUUCCUACAGGGUCUGAUUACAGUAGAACAGCGGUUGUGGACGCGUGGAUCAAACACUUCACUGAAGAGGAUAAAAAAGAUGCAAAGCUUUUCGAUGAGCUCAUGCAAGUGAAAAUACGAUCUUAUGAAGAUCGCCUUAUGAAGGUAUGGGGAAAUCGAGACAACUUCAAAGUUGAACAGUUGGAGAAAAUGUCGAGUAUGACGAGGAAGAAGCCUGAGUACCAUGAACGUCUUGCAGCAUAUUAUUACAAGCAUGUGUCGGAGAAGUUUCAUAGCGAACGGGAGAAGAGAGCAGCCGCGACUCGUCCCAGUUCUGCUUUGCCAGCUCGUGCUCCGCAUUCUCCUCGCAAAAUACUCGGUCAACGACCGCGAGACGUCGAUAACGCGGGCGGGUCAACUUCUCCAACAAAAUCUCCCAAUCGUUCUUCUCCAGCUCGUGCUCCGCAUUCUCCUCGCAAAAUACUCGGUCAACGACCGCGAGACGUCGAUAACGCGGGCGGGUCAACUUCUCCAACAAAAUCUCCCAAUCGUUCUUCUGUUGGCGACGGAGAGCCUAUGGCUGUCACGGUGAAGGAAGAAGAACAUGUAGUUGAAAAGAUGGAAGUUGAUGAAACCGAAUCGAAAUUGUCAGACAAUGGCCUAGACUCACCGAGGAGCCAGUCGGAUACGAAACGCCCACGGGGUAGGCCACCCAAAAAGUCAUCAUCAGCAGCAACACUUGUGGAGGAGUCGUCCACUCGAGACGGUUCACCAAUGUCAGUCAAAGCGUCUGAAGAGCAGAAGUCUCCCACACGCGCAGAGACACGUCGCAGCGCUGCUCGUGGUGAAGCGAGUGUGUCAGCAGCGACCUCCACUGCCACUGAGAAGGAUUCCAUCCAUGUUGUUGAUAGUCCCGCG